AUUAGUCCCAAAUGAUUUUACACUAGGCAGUAGGCAACAAGGCAUUGGGUGUGUAUGUUCAGUCUGUCUCACUCCCAAAUCCCAAUAACAAGAACCCUAAGAGAGAAAUUUUGAUUGAUGGCAUUGGCGUCAUCGAAGCUGAUGGCGUCUUCCAAUUCAAGGAAUUCCUCUUCUCCUUCCUCCAAACCCCAAUUCACAACCACCAAUUUCAUCCCCAUGCCUAUGCCCAUGCCGGACCACGCCAUUUUACGUGACGCCGCCGAUUCCACCCUCAUCGACGCCCAAAUCUCCCUCGUCGACGCCGGAUCCUCCGCCGCUCCCAAAACCGUCGACGAUGUGUGGCGGGAGAUUGUCGCCGGCGAGCGGAGGGAGUGUAAGGAGGAGGCCCCCGAUGAGAUGAUGACCCUCGAGGAUUUCCUCGCCAAGGCCGGCGCCGUCGACGACGACGAUGGUGAUGAGGUGAAGAUGCCAAUGCCCCUCACCGAGAGGUUAAGUGGUGGCAGCGUGUUUGCAUUCGAUCCUCUUCCGACGACGCCGUUUCAGGGAUUGGAGAGCGUUGAAGGGUCAGUGAUUGGGUUCGGGAAUGGGAUGGAGGUGGUUGAAAGUGGUGGUGGCGGUGGUGGUGGAGGGAGGGGGAAGAGGGGGCGUUCCGUUUCGGAGCAGUUGGAUAAGGCUGCGCAGCAGAGGCAGAGGAGGAUGAUCAAGAACAGAGAAUCUGCGGCCAGGUCUAGGGAACGCAAGCAGGCUUACCAAGUUGAAUUGGAGUCCUUGGCGGUGAAACUGGAGGAGGAAAAUGACAAGCUGGAGAAGGAAAAGGCUGAGAGGAAAAAGGAGAGGUACAAGCAGCUUAUGGAAAAAGUAAUCCCUAUUGAGGAGAAGCGAAGGCCGCCACGUUUACUCCGCAGGAUUCGCUCCAUGGAGUGGUAGAUCAAAUUUGCUAGUGGUGUGGGAGGGGACUGAAGAUCCGCCAAUGAUGUAGUUGGGGAAAUAAUAAUAUGAGCAAAUUAAUCAUCAUCUCUUAAAGUUCUCAAUCUAACCGUUAUUCUCAAGGGGCAUCGUGGUUAAUGAUAUGAAGAGAUACAAGGAAUUGGAACCCGAGUCGCAAAAGAAAAUUCCUUAUUACUUUAAGAAACAUUUUUUUUGCUUAUUCUUAGGAGAUUAAAGCAAGAAGUAUUAGGUUGGGCGGUGUAGUUUAGAUGCAAAGUAGGAAUCCUGGUCUCUCCCCUGUGCAGAAUGCAUAUAUGUAUGUGUAUUACCAGUAGAGAGCAAAAGGGAUUUUUAGUCGAGUAUAUAAUAUAGUCAUGGUUUAGACAGACAUUUAUUUAGAGAAAAAGUGUAUAGAAAUUGUUUAUAUGAUCUGUCGGAUGCGUUUUAGUCUUGAAAUUAUGGAAGAUAAUUA
Messenger RNA from Gastrolobium bilobum, 1399 nucleotides. RefSeq names its product G-box-binding factor 4-like. Gene Ontology annotation, cellular component: nucleus. Gene Ontology annotation, molecular function: DNA-binding transcription factor activity. The transcript is spliced from 4 exons. Lineage: Eukaryota; Viridiplantae; Streptophyta; Magnoliopsida; Fabales; Fabaceae. The record is from RefSeq and is a predicted model, not a curated record. The coding region runs from base 118 to 927 and encodes 269 amino acids. Gene Ontology annotation, biological process: positive regulation of DNA-templated transcription.